AUGAUUUUGGAGAUUGUUAAAAAGUAUGAAGAGUUUCAGUUUUGUGUUGUGUGCUUGCCUUUCUGUGUGGGUGUGCGACUCAUGGCGCGGCAUGGUGUGUGCCGUGCUGCUUGCAGCAUGAUCAGCAACAACUCCCUCUAUGGACCCCUUCCAGACUGCCUCUUUGACAACUGUAUCACACAGAUUGAUGUGAGCGGCAACAGUCUGUAUGGGCGCAUCAACCGCGACUUUAAGAACAUGCUGACGACCAACGGUGCCCCCAUUCGCACCUUGGCGGAUCACAAUGCCCUCGUCAACUUGGCUCACAACUUCUUCUUUGGAGAUGGGGUGAUCUUUGCUGCCGGCUGCAAGGUCUGCCCCACGGAGGUUAGCGAGCCCAACAACUUGGGCUUUGAGAUCAACAACCCCAACAACCUGGGCACAAGGGACACCUUUCCAUGGCGAGAGCUUGGUGGCAAGUGCGGCAUUUUUGCUCUAGGUAAUCUCGUGGAUGAGCGGGGCAAGACGGCGAGGGUGAGUCUGUCGGGCAACUGCCUAACCCUGACCCCUAACGAGAAGUGCUCUUCCAACGCCACCCAGCGCAGCACGGCAGCCUGCCAGGCGUUCUGCAGCAUCACGGAUAACGGCCCGUGUGACGGCCACGGGGCGUGUGUGCCGGCUGCCCCCGCCUCCCCCUCCAACUUCACGUGCCUCUGCGAUGCGGGGUACACCACAGUCGACUCGAGCAACGGCUCCUCCACAUGUGCCAUCGUCCACUCCACCACCAACACCACCACUGUGUCGUCUCUGUCGACGGGUGCAAUAGUGGGCAUUGUUCUGGGCAGCUUUGCUGGCUUCUCCCUGUUGGCUUCUGUGGUCGCAUGGCUGUUGUGGCCCCGCGGACAGAGUGAGCCCCUCAAACCCUUCACUUCCAUUCCAUCUCCACCAUUACUACACCACUUCCCUGGCUUCCUUCCCGACUCCCCACCUCUCCCAAUUUUCUCUCUCCACUGCCCUCAUGCUCGCCUCUCCACUGCCCUCAUGCUCGCCUCUCCACUGCCCUCAUGCUCGCCUCUCCACUGCCCUCAUGCUCGCCUCUCCACUGCCCUCAUGCUCCCCUCUCCACUGCCCUCAUGCUCCCCUCUCCACUGCCCUCAUGCUCCCCUCUCCACUGCCCUCAUGCUCCCCUCUCCACUGCCCUCAUGCUCCCUUCUCCACUGCCCUCAUGCUCGCCUUCCUCUGCCCUCAUGCUCCCCUCUCCACUGCCCUCAUGCUCCCCUCUCCACUGCCCUCAUGCUCCCCUCUCCACUGCCCUCAUGCUCCCUUCUCCACUGCCCUCAUGCUCGCCUUCCUCUGCCCUCAUGCUCGCCUCUCCUCUGCCCUCAUGCUCGCCUCUCCUCUGCCCUCAUGCUCGCCUCUCCACUGCCCUCAUGCUCGCCUCUGCUCUGCCCUCAUGCUCGCCUCUGCUCUGCCCUCAUGCUCUGUCCACGCAUCUACACCCUUCGUCUCUCACACCUCUGGUCUGAUUUUUUUCUGUGCGCAGAGAAGUGGGAGGGGUUGGACGUGUGUGAGCAGUUCUCGCUGCAGCAGAUGCUGACUGCCACCAACAACUGGUCGGAGGACAAUGUGCUGGGCAAGGGAGGCUUCGGCAUUGUCUACAAAGGCCGCUCGCCACAGGGGCAGCUGUGGGCCAUCAAGCGCUCCACCAUCAUGACCAACGACUUUGAAACGGAGGUGCGAGCCAUGGCCUCUCUCCACCACGUGCAUCUCGUGCGCCUGCUGGGCUUCUGCCUGGACCAGAACGUGGAGACGGGCAAGCAGGAGCAGAUCCUCGUGUACGAGUUCAUGGCCAACAGGGACCUCGAGUACCAUAUCCACAGGACCAAGAAUCCGCUCUCGCUGCGCCAGAGGCUGCGCUUGGCACAGGGAGCAGCAGAGGGCUUGGCGUACCUGCAUGGGUUUGACACACCCAUCGUUCACCGCGACAUCAAGCCCGCCAACAUCCUCGUAUCGGCUGACAUGCAAGCCAAGGUGGCUGACUUUGGGCUGCUCAAGCGCCUCACUCACGGCGAUGCUGAUGCCACACGUGUGGCUGGCACUCCGGGCUACGUGGACCCGGAUUACAACCGCACCAGCGUCAUCACAACCAAGAGUGAUGUGUUCAGCUUUGGAAUCGUGCUUCUUGAGUUGCUGAGUGGAAAGCCGCCUCGAGUCAACACGGAAACGCAUACAACGCAUAUCAGCAUAUGGGCUAUGAAGCUGUUGCAGGCAUAUGAGCUAGAAGAGCUGAGGGACAGAAAAAUGCCGGCAGCAAGCGAGGAGGCCAUAGUGGACUUUGCAGACCUGGCUCUGGACUGCAUCAAGUCUCCCGGCACACGGCGACCCACCAUGAAGGAUGUGGCAUACCGCCUCAGUGCCCUCAUUUCCAAGCACUGCCCUGACGAGGAGGACGAGUGGGAGAAUGUUGUGACAGAAGAAGGGGCAAGCAACCAAGGGAUGCCUUCUGAGUUGUGUGGAGAUGGAGGGAGGGAGCCUGAGAGGUCUCAUGGCUCACAGUCUGGUGUGUACUCACAGAGCAUGCGUGCGUAUGAGCAGGUCCCCCUCUCUGCGCCGGGCCACCCCUUCCCGUUGUUCCGAGCGCCGGCUCGGCUGUGUGCUGCCUCGCCGCAACACCCGCCCGCUGCCUGCUUCCCCUCCGCUUCUCCCCUCCCGCCCGCUGCUCCCCUCGCUUCUCCUGCCGCCCCCACUCACUGCUGGAAUCACUACCUGCUGCCGGGCCCUCAUCCCCCUCUCCUGCCUUGUUACGGGACCGUCGCAUGGGUGGAGACGCUGCAGCUUCCAAUCCAACAUCUUGUUUCACAAACACACCCAUCUGCUCCCUCUGCGCCUGCUGCUCACGUGCCUGCCUUUCCUGCCGUGUGUCUGUGCGGGAUCGUCGCAUGGGAGGAGGUACAGCUGCUGGUGAUGUGA
Molecule: messenger RNA, 2949 nt
Organism: Closterium sp. NIES-65
Lineage: Eukaryota; Viridiplantae; Streptophyta; Zygnematophyceae; Desmidiales; Closteriaceae
Source: the annotation of a GenBank genome assembly